AAUUGGUUUAUUGUGUUGAACAUAGAAACUGACCAUCGCUCGGGCGGCUGCAGGGCCUGGUCAGUGAGGUUAAGACGUGCGCACGAGGGUCUGCGAUCUUGGGUUUGAGGCCAUCGCCCGAGGGAUCCUACCUCCACCGAAUUGAGGCCAUCUUCGGUAUUACGGAUUGAGGCUAUCUCCGUCAUAGGAAAUAAAUGUUAAGUGGUUUGACUUUGGUGAAAGUCUAAAUUGGUUUGACCGGUGGUCAAAGAGUCAUGGGAAACCCGUAACACCUAAAUCGUUUUGAAAAGAAAGAAAAUAAGUUGACUAUUGGUCAACCGUCUAAAGAACCGAAUGUUAAGUUGAAUUGAUUUUUAUUAAAAGGAUAAACUUAUGCACGAUCUUAAUUGUUGAAUUAUUAUGUUUAUUCUUGUGCUACAAUGGAGUACCACUCAGCGUCAAUGCUGAGCGGAUAGCGUUGUUUUCUUUUGCUGUCCGUAGGUGAUCAGACAGAUGAACCUAGAGCCGAUCCCAGAGGGCAUUGAGGAGGAGAUGUACGAUGGCGUGGCUGUCUCUUUAAUCUGUUGAUUAUGCUUUAUUUAAUUAACUUUAAUGCUUAUUACGUUUUCGGGCAAGAUCUCAAGUUGUUUGACUUUAAAAAGGCUUCCGCAUUAUUUUAAAUUACUCCGAUGGAUUUUCAUAUGUAUUGAAAGAACAGCCAAUUUCCCGGGACCUUCUCAAACCCUAGGUUUUUUUUUCUCACGCACGGUGCCGCCACCGUUGCUUCGCCGGCCGCCACACCACGGUCGCCCCUCUUCGAUCGGCUCACGUCGAUCACCACCGCUGCAGCGCCGGCUCACGUCGGACUCAUAAUCACUGUCUCACGCCGGUACUAUCUUCGUUUCCAUGGCAAGCGAAGGAACAAAGAAGGUCAGGCUCAUCCACGACCCUACCUCUCCGUACUACAUCCACCCGUCCGAAAGUGCGGGUAAUUCCUUGACGAAGCAUCUUCUCAAAGGUGAUAAUUAUGAUAUUUGGGAGAAAACAAUUAUUAAUGCUCUAGAAGGGCGUAGUAGAGCAGGUUUUCUCAAUCCUUCCGGGUUUCCUAAACCCACUGAUGAACAAGAAUUGGCGGCAUGGAAAGCUAAUAAUUCCAUAAUUUGUUCUUGGAUCUGUAACAGUGUUGAUGAACACAUCCAACCUUCCAUUAUCUCCCAUAAAAUUGCUCAUGAAUUAUGGUUAGAUCUGAAGACCAGAUAUGGAGGUUCCAAUGGACCUCGUAUUCACGAAUUGAAAUCUGAGUUUCAAUCUUUGCAUCAAAAGGGACAAACUGUAGUUGUCUACUAUAACCAAUUUGUGACUUUGUGGAACAAGCUAUAUGGAUCUGUUGAUCCAACGUGUGGUUGCCGGUGUGAGGCUGCGGCUUUGAUUCGGGCGCGCGAGGAACAGGAGAAGACUCAUCAUUUUUUACUCGGGCUCGACGAAGAACAGUUCGGUCACAUCCGAUCUCAGAUUAUUGCCACCGAACCUGUUCCGGACAUACACCGGGCUUAUGCACUCAUCGUUCAAGAGGAACGACAUAAGAGCAUUGUCCGUGGCCGAGAUGACCGUACGGACGCUCUCGCCUUUGCCAUGCAGCGUCCCGCUCCUACCUUGGGUCGUGGAGACCCCCCCAUUAUUCGUGCACACAUUGUGGAAAAUACGGCCAUUCCGUGGAUCGGUGCUAUCAAUUGCAUGGGUAUCCGCCUGGGAAGGGCCGUGGAGGUCGCGGCACUGCAUCCGGCCGAGGGAGUCGCGGCGGUGGCAAAACACCGUCCGACGGCAGUAGCGCCCCUGGCCGUGGGUCUGGCCGAGGGAUAGGAUCGGCGACAGGGGGAGCAAAUGCAGCCACCAAUUCCAACGCCCUAGGCCUCACACCUGAUCAGAUGACUCGGUUACUUUCCAUGCUCGACGUCUCUUCUUCCAACAAGGAUACUGGGUCUAAUGGUGAGGCAUCGGCUCGUGAGUGGCUUAUUGACAGUGG
Molecule: messenger RNA, 2002 nt
Organism: Cuscuta campestris
Lineage: Eukaryota; Viridiplantae; Streptophyta; Magnoliopsida; Solanales; Convolvulaceae
Source: the annotation of a GenBank genome assembly